GCACAACAGCGGACAAGUUGUAAUCUAAUUAUCCUAAAACAGCCCGGUCAAGACAAAACCACCUGUUUAGCAUCAAACUGUUACAGUAACACUAACAACUGUAACAAGUGUUCAUGGCAAAAGGCAAAUUCACUAAACAAAAGCUUAAAUCCCGUUUCACUAAUGAUAUGAUUUGUGAUUUCUUUUCCACUCCAGUUUAAAGAUUUAACAUAAAUAAAUUGUCUAUUUUCAAAAGCACAAUCGGUACCGCAAUCAAACAAUCCAUGAGCUGCUCUUCUGAUUGAUUUCAUUUGCUUCUCAAAUCAAACUCUGGCUCAACAAUGCUUUAGGUUUAAUGUGCAGCGCAUGUCGCUGGAACCCGACAGACUGUUUAUGAUUUGGUGCAAACACACUGUAACUGGAUGUGGACGUACCUGCGUAGACUCACCUGGGCCGUGUUCCUCAGGAUUUUUCAGUGUUUUGCUACAUUUCCAUCAUUGUUUAUUUUGAGUGAAUGUUGAUAUUGUGUUGUUGGUUAUAUUUGAAUGAAUCAUCAGUAGAACUAUGAAGGCAAAUGAUCUGACCCAUCAUUUCUGUGAUCAGUCCAAAGCACGUUUACCUGAAGCAAACACACAAACGUUUACAUGUAUCACAUGUGAGCGGCAGUAAGGUUGUCUGUUGAAACACCACAUAACAGAAACAGAAAAACAGAAAAAGCGUGUGACAUUAAUGACACACACACUUGUAUUUUUCCAGAACUUCACUCCACUCGCCACAUUUCCAUCAGUGGAUGUUGACAUUGGAGAGUCAACCAAUUUGAAUAACGACUUGAAAAUCUUUGAAUAUAAAGUCACUUGUGAUGUAGAAAAUAAUUCUCUGACCCAUUCUCUGUUGUAAAUAAUCCACAUGAACAACAAGGUUGAACACUCAUACUGUACGUAGUGUAUUAUAUGUAUCACAGACAUUUGUUUCAGUGAGUACAUUGUUGGCUUAGUUUCUUCAGGCUGCAAUGCUGCGUCAGUCGCCUCAUUAAGUCUGUGUCAUUCAAAGUUCAUCAUCAGAGCCUGAUGCUAAUUUGCAUUAUAGUAUAAAACGCCCUUAAACAGUUGUAGUGAAACACUGAAGAGGAGCGAGAGGUUGGGGAACAAACCUUUGCCUGGUAAGAAGAAAACUUAUUUAAUUUAUGAUUUAAUCCAUUAAUGUUCCAACCGCUUCCAUUGGCUUUUAUGAGACUUUCCUUCAAUUUGCAGCCUCACUAUCACAGUGUGGAAGAAGCUUUUAAUAUUUGUGACUGAAUGCAGACGAAGCAGCUGAUGUGUGACAGAAUGUGCCUCCUGUGGACUGACUGACCGCUGGAUCUUUGUUUUAGCCACAGUUAUAUUCAACAUGACCACGACACUGAUUGCGAUCCUCUUCCUCACAGUGAGAAGAAGACGUGGGAGGAAGCCCAGACCUACUGCACGACACAGUACACAGCACUGGCACAGAUAGACAACAUGGAGAACCUCACCGCGAUGCUGAGCAGCUCACCCUCCGGCUACACGGGCAGGGCCUGGAUCGGCCUGACGGCAUCGAUGACCUGGACCUGGGAGGACGGACGGCCGGCAUCGUUCCUCCACUGGAUGGUCGGUCAGCCGGACAAUUUGAGUGGCAGUGAGCUGUGUGCAGUAAUUCUAGGUGGCUUUUGGAUGGAUGUCAGCUGCUCACUAACUAACGCUCCAGUCUGCUUUGAUGGAACAAGCAUCAUUAUUGGAAGCCCCAUGACGUGGACCAAUGCAGACGCCUACUGUAAAUCCAGGGCUUCAAGUCUGGCUGAAAUACCUGAUGAUGCAAUAAAUGCUGCCAUCUUUUUAAAGAUGACCACCAGUGUAACCCUGAAGGCCUGGAUCGGCCUCAGAAAAACUCAGCUAUGGCACUGGUCAGACACCAGUCAAAACUACACCUUCAGAAACUGGGAACCGGGUCACCCUGACCACAGCGGAGGACAGGACUGUGCAGCCGUAGCCGUGACGAAUGGAUCCUGGACGGACGAGCAGUGCAGCACACAGUACCCCUUCUUCUGCUACGACGUUUAUAAAUCAUGGUCAGUAGUGGUGAGGAUGACAAUUCAGUCCGAAACAAACUUAGGAGAUCCUGCUUCUAGUGAUGCUGUCCUGCAGCAGUUGCAUGUAACAUUUGCUAAUGGCGGUGUGACUGACCUUAAGCUGACGUGGAAGAUAGAGCCAGUGGAGCAGAUGCAAGAGAGGCUGACCAGUAAAGACCAUUUUUGUUUGUGGAUGCUGUGAAAACCACUGCAGCAAAGAUGCAUGAUGGAGAUGAUGGGACUGGGAGAAGCUUGACUGGAAACAUCCCCAGCAGACACACAACCGACCUUCAACAUUAAAAUAUGGUUGAAAUAAUGUCAGUUAUUGUGGCGUUGAUGCUAUGAUGUGCCAUGAAGCUAUGUAACGUUGACAGCAAGAUGUUGAAAUAACAUUGCCCCAUCAGUGUUGAUUCAGUUUUCAAAUCAACACAUAAUCCAACGGUCAUUCAACCGUAAUCAUGAUGUUGAUUCAACUAUGAUUCAACGGUGAAAUGCCUGCUGGGUCAGAUGUUUGCAACAUCUUUUUUUAUCUUUGACUUUUUGUGGCUUUUGUGUGAAAUAAGUUGAAUUUAUAAAUUUCAAUACACAUUUAUAAAUGAAAAUGUAAAAAAUAUGAACAUACACAUUAAUACAAUGGUAUUGUAGAUGUCAUUAGAAUAAUAUAUUUUAUUUAAUAUAUCCUUUUAUGUGUUGUUUAUUAGAAUUUAGUGAUGUACCAUCAGUUUUAAAGUUAAUAUUUAUUUUAUUAUUUAUUCCUGUUUUAGGCAUUAUUAUUUAGGUUAAGUACAAUAAAUGAGAAGCGCAUUUGAACAACAUCAGUGCUUUUAUGUUUUCCUGUAUUUUCCUGAGAAGCACACAGAGUUUUACUGUCCAGACUCUGCUGUUCAUGGGUCAAACCGAGCAGCGAGUGGCCGUUCAGCUCAGUGAAUGGGUGAAGGUCAGGAGAACUGGAUGCCUGAGCCAUUCACACAAACGGCCUCUUCUUUAGCAAUACAUCGCCCAGCGUAUGACACAUUUGCAAACAGUAAGCAAAGGCUGCCAAGUGCUGCUUUGUGUAAGGUUUGCUUGUCUGCUGUCAUCUGUCCUCCUCUCCUUCCUCUGCAUAAUGAAUAGUUCAGUGUUUUCUUUAGCAGCUGUGCAGUUGGUUAUAGCUGCUUCUAGCCUGACUUUUCUCCCUGUCACAAUAAAGUAUUUAAGCUGGGGGUAAAUCCAAAGUGGUGGUCAUAAAUUGUGGUCCACGAUUGUUCAAGAACAGAACAGAACAACCACAAAAUAUGUGUAGUACUAUCUGUGGUAGAGAACUUACAAUGUGAAACAGCACCAUUCAACCCUGCUUAAGUUACUAAAUCAUUUCUGAAUUAACUUUCACAAGUAACUACAGCUUGCAUUAAAACAACACAGUCAACAGACUCCACUGUGGAGACAAAGUGCAAAUAUGUCUUUUGCAUAUGACUGUAUGAUGAAUAAAAAGGACAAUAGAGACGACAGCAGGGACAUACGAUCUGGAGCCAGAGAGAUGAGAUCCCGAUGUGAAGAACUAGUGCAAUACUAGAUAUCCAUUUUUUUUCAAGAUUGGUGAGUAAGGAAUUUUAUUUAAAAUGCGGAAAUAACACAAAAGAGCGAUGACAUCAAAUUAUGUCUGUCUAAAAAAAAUAAAAAAACGCUAAAUAAGAAAAAAUUGCACAUUGCACUCUAUUCACAAAUUGAUGUAUAAUUUACUGGUCUGCAACAGGACAGAUGUAAUGUGAACAAGCUCCUGUAACAAACUGCAUAUGAUCACACACUCGUCCAAUAACUUGACAAGCUGAUGGCUACUUAGAAAGGAAGAUGGAGUUACAUUAACGUAUUUUCAAUGACUUUGAAGUGGAUUCAUGAAGUUGGAUUAGGUGUAAUAUUUACCCUUUUAUUGCUUUCAGUUCAACCAGGCAUGAGUUCUCUAACGACUCUA
Molecule: messenger RNA, 4010 nt
Organism: Betta splendens (Siamese fighting fish)
Lineage: Eukaryota; Metazoa; Chordata; Actinopteri; Anabantiformes; Osphronemidae
Product: C-type mannose receptor 2-like
Exons: 6
Coding region: 1476-2264 (262 amino acids)
Source: RefSeq, a predicted model, not a curated record